AACAAGAAGACGACAAAUAACGAGAAAUCUCUCUCUGCUGUUAUAGAAAAAGAAAAACGAGAAAACACCAACGACUCUGUUUCUCUCUCCCUCCCUCCCUUCUCAACAUGGAUUCCGACGCCGGACCACGUCAGCCUCGAUCCGGAGGCAAGAUUGUUCGACCUCGCCGGAGAGCCGUUGUCAGGACGCCCUACGACCGCCCUGCUCCAAGAUCCAGGGAUCCUCCUCCUCCUCAGCAAAACCCUAGUUGGAUCUCCAGGCUCGUUUACAAACCUGUCACCGUUAUUGCCUCCGGCGCCGGCAAAUUCAUUUCUUCCGUCGUCUUCUCUGAAUCUUCCUCCUCUUCUUCUGACGACGACGAGGAUUCAUCCUCCUCAGAUAUUGAAGGUGAUGAGGAUGUUGAGAAGAACAUUACUGAUUUUCUCGAAGAUGAAACAAUGGUUGAGCAGUCAGCCAUCCAAGGACUCAGUUCUAAGCAUGUAAUUGAGCAGCUUCUCAUGCAAGAAACAUUUGCAAGGGAAGAGGGCGAUAGAUUAAUAGAUAUCAUCAAGGCGAGAGUUGUUGAUCAUCUCAGUGUCCCCGAUGCUAAUGAUGAGGGGAGGCACAGUGAUAAUGGAUUGACAAAUGAGGUGAAUGUGGGUGAAAUGUCCAACAAAGCUGUCAUGGAAGCAAAAAGAUGGUUGGAGGAGAAGAAAUCAGCAUCAAAGUCUAUAGCGACUGAAGAUGGUGGUGGAUCGCCAGUGGAUGUGGCCAAGUCAUAUAUGCGAGCUCGUCUGCCAUGGGGUUCUCCAGCUGUGAACAGUUCAGAGUUUCAGUCGCCAUCACCAGCAGGGAUGCAAGUUAUCAAGGAAGGGACGCCGUUUCCUUUUAGCGCUGGAAACUUUUCCUCUUCCAAGCUGCGAAGGAGAUCCCGUUCUAAUCAUACAUGGAAUAUUCAAGAUGAAAUUCGCAAAGUCAGAGCUAAAGCAACAGAGGAAAUGCUUAAAACUGUAUCCCCCCGUAGUGUACCAUCAUUGAAAGUUGAUGGAGGUGCUCAAGCUAUACAGAUUGAGCAAAGCGUGGUCCUACCAAAUCAGACUACGGAAGCUAAUCAAGCCGUUGAACAACCAAGAGUUAUACACACUAGAUCUCGUGGAGUUGGUUUAGACAAGAAAUUUGUCUCCACACAAGGAGCUGGUGUUGAUGACUCCAAUGAUGUUGAUAAUGACUUUAUCCAGCCUAGCUCCACUAUUGGAGAGACCACAAAUGCUGUCUUGGCUCCUGGAGAAACUUUGGAUCCAACUGGGAGCUUUUGUAUCCCAAAGGAUGUGUUUGAAACAUCAAAGGAAGCUGAUGAUAUAGCCAACGGCUUCCCAUCUUCAUCACCUAGUUCACCAGUGGCUAUUGAAGCUGAGGCUUCUGUUCGUAUAGUUGAAACUCCUGGUGAUGAUGAUAUCACGGUAAGGAAUGGUGGCUUAGAUGGUGGGAUUGAUAACAACGAAAGCAAUGAUAGUGACUCAAGGGCCUCGCACAACAGUUCAAGCACGCAUGAAAAAGAGUGGCUCCCAGGAGACCAGUCUCUACCCAACUCAAACUCAAACUCAGCAAGUAGCAGCCCUGGUACGAGCAAGGUGUUGGCACCCACGAGAAGAGGAGGACGAGGAGGCCGAGGUAGGGGAAGAGGUAGAGGAGUUCGAGGCAAAGGACGGGGCAAAUAAAACUUUAAGGAGAGCUGUACACAAAGGAACACAGUGCAGUAGGAGAGUAUGAUUAUGAGGUAGGAUUAUGUGACAUGUAUUUUUUAGAUACCAGUUCUACUCUGUUUGUCUACCCAAAUGUCUUUUGUCAUUUCGUUAUCUCUUUAGGUUUUUAUUGUACUGUUUUCUAGUAUUUGAGUUAGGAUGGAUUUGACUUGUGGUGGAGGUAUGUCAAACUGUGUCUCUCUGUGUUAUUUAAUUUCUGAUUGUUUAAUGUU
Molecule: messenger RNA, 1954 nt
Organism: Raphanus sativus (radish)
Lineage: Eukaryota; Viridiplantae; Streptophyta; Magnoliopsida; Brassicales; Brassicaceae
Product: protein KAKU4
Exons: 12
Coding region: 108-1697 (529 amino acids)
Biological process (GO): nuclear membrane organization
Cellular component (GO): nuclear envelope
Source: RefSeq, a predicted model, not a curated record